Messenger RNA from Gasterosteus aculeatus aculeatus (three-spined stickleback), 7012 nucleotides. NCBI's taxonomy places the organism in Eukaryota, Metazoa, Chordata, Actinopteri, Perciformes, Gasterosteidae. The record is from RefSeq and is a predicted model, not a curated record.
GUCAUUUGUUCUUGGCGCACGGAUGUUUAACCAACAGUUAUCCGAAUGGGGCUCCUACUUAAUAAAUAAUGAAAGUGGACGGAGGGGAGCUGCAGCUGAUUUGCUGAUGUCAGGGAGCCAGUGCAGCAUUUCAUGGUGCAGGGUGGAAGCGCGCGGUGCCAUCUGCCUCCAUCGGUGUUCUCAGCAAAACCCAAUUCCGCGCAUGCAAAAGCCCGGAGAGGAAAGAUGCCGCCGACUCUCAAGAUCUGGACACUGUUCUCUCUGUCGCUCUGCUUCCUGUCCCAACCCUGCCAUUUGAAGAAGGCUUUCCGAUGUCCUUCGACAUGCAGCUGCUCCAGGGAGUCCAUCAUUUGCGUCGGGUCCUCCUACGUUCCGAGGAUCAGCCCCAACGACGUCAGUUCUUUGAGUCUCGUCAAUGGGACUUUCUCCGAGGUGAAGGAGGCGAUGUUUGCUCACAUGCCGUCCCUGCAGCUGCUGCUUUUGAAUUCCAAUUCUCUUACAACUGUAAGGGAUGAUGCAUUCUCAGGCCUUGCUCAUCUGGAGUAUCUGUUUAUUGAAAGUAACAAGAUGGAGACUGCAGCCAAAUACGCCUUCAGAGGACUCAGGGACUUGACUCACUUGUCUUUGGCGAACAACAACAUCGAAGCCUUGCCCAGGGACGUCUUCAUUGACUUGGACUCGCUGAUAGAGCUGGACCUGCGAGGCAAUGCCUUUGAAUGUGACUGCCGGGCCAAGUGGCUCAUGACUUGGCUGAAGAACACCAACGCCACAGUGUCGGAUGUUGUGUGCGCCGGGCCGGAGGACAUGAAGGACAAGCGCCUCAAUGAUAUGACCAGCCUGCACGAUGAAUGCGUCUCAACGGAUUUUGUCCUCCAUCAGUCGGUGGCAUCUGAGUCUCUGUCUGUCGACACGUUCAGCUAUAAGAAUGACGUCUACGUCACCAUUGCUGCUCCCAGCGCUGAGAGCUGUAUGGUUUUGCAAUGGGACCACAUAGAAAUGAACUUCAGGACUUACGAUAACAUCACAGGUCAGUCCAUUGUGGGUUGCAAGUCAGUCGUCAUUCAGGACCAGGUGUUUGUCAUCGUGGCUCAGCUCUUUGGUGGUUCCCACAUCUACAAGUUUGACGAGGACCAAAGUAGGUUCAGCAAGUUCCAGGACAUUGAGGUGUCCAAGAUCUCCAAGCCCAAUGACAUCGAGGCAUUCCAGAUUGGAUCCGACUGGUUCUUUUUGAUCGCGGACAGCUCGAAAGCCGGCCUGUCGACCCUCUACAAGUGGAACGAUAAGGGCUUUUAUUCAUACCAGUCCCUGCAUGAGUGGUACAGAGACACAGACGCAGAGUUUUUGGACUUGGAUGGGAAGGCCCACCUUAUUUUGGCGAGCCGCUCACAGGUGCCUGUGAUCUACCAGUGGAGCCGCAGCAACCAGAAGUUCGUCCUGCAGGGCGAGAUCCCCAACAUGGAAGAUGUUGUGGCUGUGAAGCACUUCCGUGUCAAGGAGGAACUCUACCUGGCUAUGACGCGCUACAUCGGUGACUCCAAAAUCCUGCGUUGGGGCGCCAAACAGUUUGUGGAGAUCCAGGCCUUGCCCUCACGGGGCUCCAUGGUUCUCCAGCCGUUCUCAUUCAAGGAUCGCUACUACCUGGCCCUGGGAAGUGAUUACACCUUCUCGCAGAUCUACCUGUGGGAUGAUGAGAUCAAGCUCUUUGACCGCUUCAAAGAGGUGUACAUCCAGGCGCCGCGCUCCUUUACCGUGGUCGCCACUGACCGCAGGGACUUCAUCUUUACAUCUAGCUUCAAGGGAAACACACAGAUCUUUGAGCACGUCAUCAUUGACUUGAGCCUGUGAGGGGCUGUGCUUUAUUGCUCCUCCAGCCCUCGAACGUCUUCCACUAAAAAAUGUAUUUGUGAAAGGAAGUAAAAAGGACCAGGACAGACUUAAUGUACUGUCAAAUAUCAAUUCUUCCACUUGUGGCUGUUGCAAAUAAGAGCAGGGUCGAGUGGCGCGUGGAAUCCUUCUUGUUUUUGACGUUUCCUGACUAUUUCUUGAUGGCCUUGUUCUGAUAUCUGUUCUCAUGGUCUCUCCGACCAUAGGAGACCCUCCCGUUUCACAGAGACUGAGAGGAGGCUGGUACUCUCCUAAAAAUCCAGCUGACAUUCCUGGGGGUGUAUUUGAAAUAUAUUUUGAUCAAUUUGGAUGUAAAUUUCAGUUUAGUAUCCCCUGUGCUAUAUGUUUUAUACCCCCCCCCAUCCCCAAAAAUAUAUAUACACCAGUACCCGACAAAAAAAAAUGUUACAGAAAUUUAGUUUGAUUGUUCCUUGGGGCAUGUAACGGGUGUGUUUGCUCAUCUAUGUGCAACUUGCCUCACGUCCUCAUACCGUGUGGUAAUGUGCAGUUUGUUGCCUUAUCAGCACUGGGGUUCUGGGUCUGAUGGGCCCACAGUGCCUCCUUCCGGCCGUGAUCAAGCAUCACACCCCUUUGCGAUUUCCAUACAGGGAAUGAAUCUCGAAAGCACAAACUUUUAAUAACUAUAGCCGAUACCCCAGCCCUUAGAGUGUAGUUGUUACAUGAAAAAUGUUACUGUAGAUGCUAUGGAUUAUAUUGCUUACAGUAAAACAAAUGAGACGUAUUUUGUUGUUUUGGGAGGUUAAAUUGAUUUGGAAAAUGAUAUAGCUUUAGCAUUUUUGGACAAACGGGAGAAUGGAACAACCUUUUAGUCCACAGGACCUAUAGGUGAUAGAGCAGAUGGAAGCCCUUUUAUCCGCUCAGUGUUGAUGAUCAGUGAAACCAACAGACAGACAUAGCUUAGUUUUAGGAUAGAACAAAAAAUAGGCUACACCCCGCAGAAGCCAGUGGACCUAUAUAAAUAACAUUGAAAAAAGGACAUUUGUUUGUCCAAUAAUGAAGGAAAGAAAACGUUUAUGUAAAUAUAUUCACUCAAGUUGAGAGGCUUUUUUUCUCUACGUCAUUCUGUUCUUACUAAUAUUGAAUGUUGACUUGACAAAAUGUACAUAAAACAUGGACUGCAAUGCUACUACCUGUUCCUCACACUACAACCUGAACAGAUUUUUGGAGUUACUGUAUAAAGAAAAGAAUAACAGUUUGCAGGAGCAUGACAUUCAAAAAACGGUGUUUGCCAAAUUCUUUUAGAUUUUUCUGAAGUCUAAAAAUGAUGAAGUCUUAAAGUAGUACUCCUCAUUGUAUGGCAAAUAAUGAAGAACAUAGCGGAAUAUGCAAGCUUUACGACAUGAAGAUUCUUUUGUAUAAUCUAGUUUCAACCGUAUUGAAUGUUACUCUCGAUAUCCUGUAAAUCCAAUUAUUUGAGUAUCAAAAUGUGUAAAAGUAUGAUUGUACGAAGUGUUGUAUUAUUCCUUGCUUUAAAAAAGGUCAUCAUAACCACAAAAACAGUCAGUGUUAAUAUGGACAUCAUUGACUAAAAAGAGUUUAAAUAAAAUUCUCCGCGACUAUUUGUCACCGAUGUCUUAAAGUCAUAAAGCCACAACUCCUCUUCCUACAUGUCACACGAACAUACCUUCAAGUCAGGUUAACUUUUCUGCGAUGCAAAUGUAAUUUAUGACAUCAUAAAAAACGUUUCAUUAAUGGCCAAAUGUUCUGUUAAUUCUAAAGGUGGCAGGAAUGCUAAUUUAUUGUAUCAUCUCUGGAGGGUACGAUCCUUUUGGCGAUUAACCUCACGAAUGUGUGUAAAAUCCAAAUAGGGAUGUUGGAAAUGGAGAUUGAAAUUCAGAAAUGCAACUGUUAUUCUCUCUGAACAUUUGGUGGCCCUGUACUAAUAUCCUUGACUCACAGAUGAUGAAAGAUCUCAUUGUUCUGUGUCCGAAGAACUGUGUCCACACAGUGGAUUUUAGUCUGCGUUUUUUCAAGGAGAAAUAUUUUCAAAACUUUUCGCAACAGGGAAGCUCUGGCGAACUGCCAAAAGGCUGACUAAUAUGUGCUUUGUUUUUGGGGGAAAAGAAGCGCCAGGGCGCAUUGCUUCAUACGUAACCUGCAUGCACACUAGAAACUGAAAGUGACGCUGAAACAUUAGUUUAAAAUAUUUUCUUUUAUGGUUUAGUUUUAGGCUGAUUGAAUAUAACUUCAUGCUUUAUCCUACAUUACACUAUGGCGUUAUUUUGAACUUUGCUUAUGGAUGGCAGGCAUUGGACAGCAACCUAAACAUGCCACAGGCGGAGCAAGGGCACAACAAAAGAGGAAAAAUGACAAGACAUCACAUCGAGGAAAUAACCGGAAGAACAGGAAGUCAAUGUGGACGCGAACACAAAUCUUUUGUGGAGGAUUUGGAUAGAUCAUACUCGAAGACGACAUUGCUCUUCAAAAUUAAAAUCUAAAAGAAAUACAAACCACAAUGGAAGGGAACCAAAACAAGACAAAUUGUAAUAUCGUGCAAUAUAUAAUUGAUAACAACCUACAGGAGCUCAAAAAUGUACUAAAUAGGGGAAACAUUAAUGACCUUUACUCAUACAGCGAGUGGAAUGACUGCGUAACCCCACUGAUAGUUGCUAUUGUCAAUCAUAGGGAGGAUAUUUUGUCUUUCUUACUGCAAGAGGGUGCAGACCCAAACAAGGUGUCGCAAAAGGGCUUAACACCUUUACAUUAUGCAUCUAAGUCCAAAGCACCCCUUGCUUUUGUGACAAAACUGCUGAGACAUAAUGCGAAUCCAAACGCAUGUGAUCUCAAGGAGGAAAAGUCUGUGACACCUCUGCAAAUAGCAGUCAUUGAAAGAAGGAGCGAUAUCAUUAAGGAGCUCAUAUCUGCCGGUGCACAAGUGACCAAGUUCCCUGCAUCUUUUCCUAGACACAUUUCUCACAACAAAUUUUUAUCGCAGAUGAUGGAUCACCCUACAUUAGAAGGAGAUGAAUCCAUAAUUGGAAAAAUGCGUAGGUACGUCAGGUACGUCAUUCCGUGCUACGGUGCUGUAGAUCAAGUGCCCGGCACACUCUUCAGCAAACAAACCUCGGAAGGUGACGAUGGGGCGGACUCAACCAGAUGUGAUCAUAGGACCGACCAGCAAGAAAGUCCAAAGGAUCCAGCAUUAGCUCCUCAAACUUCCAAUGGUUUACCUGUCCAACCUGGUACAUCAAAAACAAUGCAGGAAUGUCCAAUCAGCAAGAGAUGGAGAGAGAAGUUAGACAAGAUUCCUCACUUCAUUGAAACAGAGAAAAUCAAGAUAAAAAAGAUCGGAAGCCUGACGUAUGUGAAUGAUGACGAAUUCCACAUAUCUACAGGUAGUGAUGGCACCGAGGUCUUUCUGGGGUACAGAGAUGAUGGCACUGAAGUUGCUAUCAAGAAAAUGUUGAAACGCAACUAUGAAGAGCUGAAGAAUGAGGAAAAGAUUCUAAGGCUUCCAGAGCUUGAUCAUCAACUCAUUGUGCGAUAUGUUGACACGGCGAACGAUGAUGAAUUUGGAUAUAUUGCUCUUCAACUUUGUGAAUACACCCUGGAAGAAUACAUUAUCAUUAAAAAAGGUGACCGUCUGCUGAUGGAGAAACUUGUCAAACAACUCCUCGAGAGUUUAAAGGUGCUUCAUUGUCCUUGUGAUUCGAGUCCUCCAAUCCUCCACCGGGAUCUCAAACCACAGAAUGUUUUGAUCGAUGUUUUGGACAGGGUCAAAUUAGCGGAUUUUGGCAUCAGUAGACGGUUACCCAAAGGCGCCAGCACGCAUCGCUCCGGCAGAGCAGGAACACAAUGCUGGAUGGCCACAGAGACUUUAAAUGGAGGAAAUGACACGCCCUACAAGCGGAGCACCGACAUCCAGGUGGCAGGCAUGCUGAUAUAUUAUAUCCUCUCUGAAGGACACCAUCCUUUUGGUCAUGUUGUGUUAAACGAAGAAACGCCGGACGGACAGAGGUCAUCGCUGAUCAAAAGUCACCUUCACUUUAAAUGUGAGGACAACAUUUUCGAAGGGAACUACUCUCUAAACCUUGUUCAAGAUGUGCUGGCAAAGGAUCUCAUUGAGAUGAUGAUCAAUAAAGAACCAGAGAAAAGACCUCGAGUGGAAGAAUGCUUGAGUCACCCUUUCUUCUGGACCCAAGCCAGUAAAUUAGCCUACAUUCAAAAAGCUGGAGACGUGCCUGAGGUGAAAAACUAUGGAAAUCCUGAAGCGGGAUUGAAAUCUUCGCUGGAGAAACAUGCUGGCACUGGAGCCUUCAAACAGUGGAAAGAAAAGUUUCCACAAGACUUGGUCAAGAGGAUGGAAGGCAAAAAGUCACCCUACCCUGACACUAUGUUGGCAUUAUUGCGCUUCAUACGUAACGGCUUUACGCACUAUGAGAAGGACAUGGACAAAAUUAAUGUGAUGUCGAUGUUUCCUGGUCUCUUUGGAGUAGUUUAUACAUUUGCCAAAAGCCAAAACUGGAAUUCCGAGGCGCCCCUGAAGGACAUGUUUAAUACAGAGGUGAUUCCAGGAGACGACCUCACCACUGGAGUUGUAACGACUCCUAAUAAUUCUGGAGAGCCUCUUGCCCUGCCAGUUCAAGAAUCUGGAGACCUUUCCACUGAGCCAACUGAUAAAUAACACCAGGCUUGCCGUGCGGUCCUUCAGUUUAGUUGCAUCUUUACUUGGAGAUAAGUGAGGCCUGACAUCAGUGAGUUGAUUUGAAUAAAGGGCGGUUAAAUUCACUGACACAUGGUAGUGUGAAAUUAAGUGCCGUAAAUUCCCUUGUUUAUUUUGUUAUUGAUCUUUCAUGUGUAUGUCAUCUAAAACUGUAAAACACAAAAUAUAUAUGUCGGUGUUGAGAUAUGUUUGUGUUAUGUAAUGCACAGAAGUGACAGCAGAUAUGCAGGAGAUGUGAGGCCCCUGGUAUUAUCAAAGGGGCCUCAUUUUUGGGGGGGGGGGGGCUUUGGGUUGUUGGUUUGUGGGGUGGUUCAUGCUUUUUGCUGGACGGUGAUGGAGAAGCUGUAGUCUAUUGUAGGUAGACAUUUUAUUAUGCCUUUUUCUCUGUUACUUGUUAUAAUCUGAAUUUUUGUUCUGAAGUAAAUAAAACCGAGUUCGCUCUGA